AUGCUGAGGCGUGUCCACGGCCGGAUGAAGCUUGGUCAGGGUCAAAAGACAGCAUGCCGUCCACCCGCGCCCGAGCCCACUUUUCAGUGGAGCCAAUGCAACAAGCGCCCCGUGAAGCUGAUCCUUCGCGUGGGGGCCAGAGGUGCCGGCUCGGCCAAUUCGAUUGUUGGAUCAAAAGCCAUAGUGGAUCCUCCACUGGCGAUCAUGGUAGUUCUGCGGGCUGGGAUUGUGUUUGAGAGUGAUGCGCGGUCGGCGGCAUUGACCCUUCAUAAUGUGCCAUUGGCAGAGUCUGAUGGGGAGGAAAAGGGGUGGAGCUGUAGGGUGCGUGGUGAGGAUAAUGUUGGUAUGGACCAGAGCCAGGGUUGUUGUUCAUCCGAGGGUCGUAUGCAUAAUGUGGUUGCUGGUGCUGUUGGCGGUGGUGGUCAGGGCAACGAUGGUGACAUUGGCAUUGAUUCGCCUGGGGCGACAAUCUUCGUCAAGCAACCCCUGACCGGCUGGCACCAACUCUUGCCGUUUUUGCAGCAUCAGCCCAAACCCGUCUUGCCCAGACUCAUCGAUGAAUGUCCUCGCCCUACUAUGCCUCCAAAACUCAACCACCGUAAAUCUGUUCGAGGCUGUCGUAACUGCAAAAGACGUAAGGUGAAGUGCGACGAAAAGCAACCAGAAUGUAGCGCCUGUAUCCGCCACUUCGUGGUCUGCGAAUAUCCCGACCUCCAAACCAUAAUCCACAGCUAUAAGCCCCCAAGACAGCAAAGACAGUCAUCAUCGCGACCAGCCCCGCUAAGACGGACCCUCCCCUCCCCCGAAAGAGCCAACCUCAACCCCACCGACCUCCAACUAAUACACCACUACGUCACCGCCACCGCCCACACGAUGGGCCACGCGCAGCUGCCCCCCGUCCUAGCCAUUUGGCAGCUAGCCGUCCCCGAGAUGGCCUUCGAGUACCCGCCGCUGCUGCACACCAUCCUCGCCGUCGCGGCCACCCACCGCGCCGCUUUACUUCCCGACACCGCCGAUGUUGCCACGAAGCGCCUCCGCGCCGCGCACCACCUCCACAUCGACCGGGCCCUAAAGCACCACCGGGCGGAGACAGCCCGAGUCAAUCGUCCGGGCACGGUAGUCUCCGAAGCGUUAUGCAUGAACACGAUCCUGAUCUGCCUGUACGCGCUGACGCUCCGCGGAGGCAGAGCCGAUAGUGAAACUACUAAUUCAUGCACCACCUACGAGCCCCCGCUGUUAUGGCUGCACAUGUCGCGGGGCAUCCGGCUAAUGAUCGGACGGGCGUACCACGGUCUUGUCGGGGCCAAGGCGCGAAUCGCGCCGUUGUUGAUGGCCAAGCCCUUGGUGCACCGGGGCGCGGCUACGGCUGCCAUCACCUCCCGAGUCGUCGUCGCGAUCACCGUCCCCGCAUCCACGAGCCACACGAGCAACGACAACAACAAUGCCAAUAAUAUGUCCAAUGGCAGCAGCAGCGGCAGCAGCGGACUUCGACCCCUCUACUUUCUCCUGGACUGCAACCCUGACGAGGAAGGCGAAACGGCGGAGAUCCGCGCCGUCUACGACGAAUGCGUCAAAUACCUCGAGGGAAUGUACGUCGCCGUUGUGGACCGCGGGGAGGCGGGCUUCGAUCUACGGAAGCGCUUCUCCUCGUUUGGGCCGAUGACCCCCGCCCCGUUUGUUGGGCUCGUGGCGGACCGCAGGCCUCGCGCGUUGGUCAUUCUUGCGUAUCUUUUUGCGUUGGCGAAGGGGGCAGAGGAGGUGUGGUGGUUGAAGGGGAUUCCGGAGCGGGAGGUUAGGGGGAUAUAUGGUGUUUUGUCGGUGAGGUGGAAGGGGGCGAUGCUGUGGGCGGUGGAGUACGUUACGGGGGGUGGUUCGUGGGGUCUUGGGGAGAAGGGGGCGAAGGGGGCUGUGGUUGGGUAG
Molecule: messenger RNA, 1920 nt
Organism: Aspergillus aculeatus ATCC 16872
Lineage: Eukaryota; Fungi; Ascomycota; Eurotiomycetes; Eurotiales; Aspergillaceae
Product: Zn(II)2Cys6 transcription factor
Exons: 3
Coding region: 1-1920 (639 amino acids)
Biological process (GO): regulation of transcription by RNA polymerase II
Molecular function (GO): zinc ion binding; DNA-binding transcription factor activity, RNA polymerase II-specific
Source: RefSeq, a predicted model, not a curated record